GCCAUUACAACCCACCGUAGCCUCCAAAUUCUUCACUUCACAGCCUUCACCUACCCCCCGGGUGAGUUUAUCGCUGCUCUGCCCCAACUGCCCGCUCUGCCCCACUGCCCGUGGUGCUCUUUCAAGUACCAAGUACACCUUUCCCUUUGCUCCCUCUCUCUCUAGAUCGUGCGUUCUCUCUCUUCCUCUCUGUGUUCUUCGAAAGGCGGCUUGUCGAAAUCUGUAGUCGAGUCUUCGUUCUCUGUGGAUGGCGAGGAAUUGAUGUUAUCUUUAUGCGGAUCUGAGUUUCGAAGGUGUUGAACUUGCAUCUGAUCGGUGUAUCGAGUCGAGCCCUAGAUUUUUUUGGGAUUGAAUUGCUGGAUUGGUUUUGAAUUAGGGUUUUUUGUGUGAUUGGGGGAUCGAAGAUGGUUGUGGGGGUGUUUGUGGGGGAUCUAGGGUUUUCCGUGGCGCGGAUAAUUUGAGUCUAGGGUUUUUUAUUUUUCGGGGCUGUAUUUUUGGCGUGUGAAUUACGGUGGGAUUGAUGGUUCUCGUUGGGUGUAGAGGUCGGAUCGAAGACAAAACUGGGGAAGAUGCCAGGCUAUUAUGCAUGGGCGGGAAGGUGAGAAUAGGAAGCGGAGUCGGCACAUGUGGUCGGUCCCCUCGCGUGGCACGACGACUGUAGCCGGUGAUUCUUGUACAUCUACAGCUGAUUCUUUCUGCAAGGAUGGGCGUAGGAUUCGCAUUGGUGACUGUGCUCUUUUCAAGCCACCUCAGGAUUCCCCACCUUUCAUUGGAAUAAUUCGUUGGUUAACUGUGGGUAGAGAGAACAAUCUGAAAUUGGGUGUGAAUUGGAUUUAUCGACCUACUGAAGUAAAGCUUGGCAAAGGCUUCCUCCUGGAAGCUGCGCCUAACGAAGUCUUCUAUUCAUUUCACAAGGAUGAGAUUCCAGCUGCCUCAUUACUUCAUCCAUGCAAAGUUACAUUCCUUCCUAAAGGUGUUGAACUUCCUUCAGGGUUAUCCUCGUUUGUGUGCAGGCGGGUAUAUGACAUUGCAAACAAAUGUUUAUGGUGGCUAACUGAUCAAGAUUACAUUGAUGAGCGACAAGAAGAGGUAGAUCAGCUGUUACAUAAAACACAAAUAGAAAUGCAUGCAACCGUACAACCAGGUGGCCGAUCUCCAAAACCAAUGAAUGGUCCAGCAUCAACAUCACAAUUAAAAUCUGGCUCGGAUAAUGUACAGCACAAUGGUACUUCUUUUCCAACCCAAGCUAGGGGAAAGAAAAGAGAGCGUGGAGACCAGGGUUCUGAGCCUGUUAAACGAGAACGUUCUUCAAAAAUAGAUGAUGCUGAUUUGGGUAAUUUUAGAGCUGAAAGUAUUUUAAAAUCUGAGAUCGUAAAAAUAACCGACAAAGGAGGAGGGCUUGUAGAUAUGGAAGGUGUUGAAAAAUUGGUGCAACUAAUGCUGCCUGAGAGGAGUGAUAGGAAAAUAGACUUGGCUGGCCGAUCCUUGCUUGCAGGUGCUAUAGCAGCCACAGAAAAUUUUGAUUGCCUGAGUUGGUUUGUGCAGCUCAAGGGUUUGCCUGUAUUGGAUGAGUGGCUUCAGGAAGUCCAUAAAGGGAAGAUUGGUGAUGGUAGCAGCUCCAGAGAAAAUGAUAAAUCUAUUGAGGAAUUUCUUUUGGUUCUACUUCGUGCACUUGAUAAGUUGCCUGUGAAUCUUAAUGCCCUACAAAUGUGUAACAUUGGAAAAUCUGUGAAUCAUUUACGUACACAUAAAAACAUGGAAAUUCAUAAAAAGGCAAGGAGUUUGGUCGACACAUGGAAGAAACGUGUUGAGGCUGAGAUGAACAGCCAUGAUGCAAAGUCUGGUUCUAGUCAAGCUGUUGCAUGGCCUGCCAGACCACGUCAUGCUGAUGUUUCUCACGGUGGGAGCAGACAUUUGGGUGGAUCCUCUGAGGGUGCGAUGAAGAGUUCUGUUACACAGCUUUCUGCAUCUAGAAGUGCUUCAGUCAAGCCAGUUCAGGGGGAUGCUGUGAAGUCUGGGUCUGCUUCUCUGGGGAAUAUGAAAUCAGUGCCAUCCCCUGCAUCUGUAGGUACUAACUCAAAGGAUGGACAGCCCAGAAUCCUUGUUGGUAGUGUUUCAGAUCCUCAAACAGCUGCCAGGGAUGAGAAGAGCAGCAGUUCUAGUCAGUCUCACAAUAACAGUCAAUCUUGUUCUAGUGAUCAUGCCAAGACUGUGGCUUUUCCGGGGAAGGAAGAUGCUAGGAGUUCCACUGCUGGGUCAAUGAGUGUGAGUAAAAUGUCAGCCGGUGCUUCUCGGCAUCGGAAAUCAGUAAAUGGGUUCCCAGGGCCCAAUUUAUCUGGAGUUCAGAGGGAAACUGGGUCAAGCAGAAGUUCUUUGCACAGAAAUCCCACUCCAGAAAAAUUAUCGCAUUCAGGAUUAACAUGUGAAAAGGCAAGUGAUAUUCCUGUUGCUGAGGGAAACAAUCACAAACUAAUAGUCAAGAUUCCAAACCGGGGCCGGAGUCCUGCACAAAGUGCCAGUGGUGGAUCUUUUGAUGACCCAUCCAUCGUGAAUAGCAGAGCAUCUUCUCCAGUUAUUUCAGAGAAGCAUGAACAAUUUGAUCGUGCCUUAAAGGACAAAAGCGAUGCUUAUCGCACCAAUAUUGCUUCAGAUGUGAACACAGAGUCAUGGCAAAGCAAUGACUUCAAAGAUGUUCUUACUGGGUCUGAUGAAGGGGAUGGGUCACCCCCUUCUGUUCCUGACGGAGAGCACUGUAAGACUGGUGAUGCUGCCAGGAAAAUGGCAGAAUUAUCAAAAGCUGCUUCCUCCUCAUCAGGAAAUGAAGCCAAGUCAGAGAAAUUGCAUGACGGUUCUUUUACCUCUAUAAAUGCUUUAAUUGAAAGCUGUGUCAAGUGCUCUGAAACAAAUGCUUCCAUGUCAGUUGGGGAUGAUGUUGGGAUGAAUCUACUUGCUAGUGUGGCUGCUGGAGAAAUGUCCAGGGGUGAUUUGGUUUCGCCCACUGACUCUCCACAGGGAACCAGUACCAUGGUUGACGACUGUUGCCCAGCCACUGAUGUGAAACCAAAACCGUCAGGUAGAGAUGAUCCUGCUCAGGCACAAAACCUGCCUAACGAUGUGGCUAAUAGUGAUUCUGGGAAACAGUGUAUUACUGCUGGUAAUUUGUGGCCUAAGGAUGGCUUACAUCAACUAGUAAAGCAUGCAUCUGCCAACUUCUCUAGAGAUCGUAAAGAAACUUCUUUUUCUGAAGAGAAACCUGGUGAUCACAAUGAAUUUAUGAAUUCAUCCUGUAUGGAUUUGCAACAAACUGUUGGGCCGUGCUUAGAAACUAAUGGUAAGUCAGAUGAUGUGAUUGCUGCUUCUUUGGCCGCAUCCCCAACAUGUGCUAGAGAAAAGGGUGUGGAUGAAGAAGAUCAACAUCAUGAAAGAAAGUCUGUUCCCACUGGAGCAAAUGCUAACGGAAUUUCAGACAGUAAACAAAAGUUAAGCAGUUCUUUGUCAGCAGAGGAUAAACUGAAUAAUCUCUUUUCAAGUGUAGAAGGCGAGAAGAAAGCUGUUGAAGUAUUACCAUCUUGCCCUUUAUUAGAAACUAGCAGCAACAAAAAGAAUAAUGUGAAUGGAGGGUUUGGCGGUGGGGUCAAAACAGAGUCUAAGCCACCUGCCACAAUGAUGCAUUCUGAGUGUCUAGAGAAAACCAAUGAUGAAAUUCCACUGCCUUCAGAUUCUGGCAAAGAUUUGACUCCAGAAAAUACUGAUGUAAUUAAAGGUGAAAGACUUGACGAAAUUAAUGCCAGGAAUCAUGUCAGUCAGGUUGAAAAGCAGAAAAUUGAGCAGGAAAAUAAUACGUCUCCCGCUGUUGAGAAUCGAGUUGUAGCAGGCUCAGAUCGGGCUACUGCAGAUAGUAGGGGUGAGUUUGUGGAAGAGAGCAUAGAAAAUAAUGUUGGUUUCGAGCCCUCUUCUGGUGGACCUGUCUCUCAAACAGAACAGCAUAUGAGAUCUAGAGCAAACAAAUUAACUGGCACUGAAGGGGAUGAAACAGAUGAAUGUGCGUCAACAACUGCAGAUGCUUCUUCAUUCUCUGCUUCCGGGGGUUCAGAUGCGGACACAAAGCUGGAGUUUGAUUUGAAUGAAGGCUUUAAUGUUGAUGAUGGUAAAUGUGGAGAGCCAAUUAACUUGGUGCCACCUGGAUGUUCAGCUUCUGUAAAUCUAAUUAGCCCAUUGCCAUUUCCUGUUUCUUCAACCACAGGUGGAACUCCUGCUUCAAUUACAGUUGCUGCAGCUGCCAAAGGCCCUUUUGUGCCACCAGAUGACUUAUUGAGGAGUAAGGGAGAACUUGGAUGGAAGGGAUCAGCUGCUACAAGUGCGUUUCGCCCAGCUGAACCCAGGAAGGUUCUGGAGAUGUCUCUUGGAACAGCUAGUGCUUCCUUUGCUGAUGCUACAGGUGGUAAACAGGGUCGUCCUCUAUUGGAUAUUGACCUGAACGUGCCGGAUGAAAGAAUUCUUGAUGACAUGGCUUGUCAGAACUCUGCUGAGGAAACAGGCUCAAUAUCUAAUGCCAUAAAUAGUCAUGAUUUGGCGCGUGGUUGUGCCCCUGUUCGUGCCUUUGGAGGCCUUGAUCUUGAUUUAAACAGAGUUGAUGAAGCUGCUGAUAUUGGGCAGUGCUCAACAAGCAAUGGUCAUAGAUUGGAGGUCCCACUCCUGUCAGUUAAAUCGUCAUUGUCAGCUGGAUAUCCCAAUGGUGAGGUGAACUUUCGGAGGGACUUUGAUUUGAACAAUGGUCCUGGCCUUGAAGAGCCAAGUGUUGAGCCAUCACCAUUUAGCCAGCCAGCCCGGAGUAGCAUACCUUCGCAACCUUCACAGACGCAUGCAGCUUGUGUUAGAAUGAAUAAUACAGAAGUAGGAAACUUAGCUUCAUGGUUUCCUCAAGGGAACACUUACUCAGCGCUCACAAUUCCAUCAAUUUUGCCAGAUAGAGGGGAGCAGUCCUUUCCAAUUGUUGCAACGGGGGGACCCCCCAGGAUAAUGGGUCCCCAUACUAGUGGUAGCCCAUUUAGUCCUGAUGCCUAUAGGGGUUCGGUGUUGUCAUCUUCUCCUGCAGUGUCCUUUCCCUCCUCCCCAUAUCAGUAUCCUGUCUUUCCUUUUGGAUCCAGCUUCCCUUUGCCUUCAGCCACCUUUUCAGUUGGUUCAACUACAUUUUUGGAUUCGUCAUCUGGUGGGAGACUUUGCUUCCCCGCUGUUCAUACACAGUUAAUAGGGCCUGGCAGUACAGUUUCAUCCCAGUUUCCGAGGCCUUAUGUUGUUAGCCUUCCAGAGGGUGGCAAUAAUGGUGUAGCGGACAGUCGUAGGAAACCGGGCAGGCAGAGCCUAGACCUUAAUGCAGGCCCUGGAGGCCCAGAUAUAGACGGGAGAGAUGAGACUUUGCCUCUCACAGCGAGGCAACUCUCUGUUGCCAGUUCACAGGCCUUAGCAGAGGAGCAGGCAAGGAUGUACCAGGUGGCAGGUGGUGUUUUGAAGAGGAAGGAUCCUGAGGGAGGGUGGGAUCCAGAGAGGUUUGGCCGCAAGCAAUCUUCAUGGCAAUAGGAGUGCUGACUGGCACAGAAUUGGCUGCUCUGCUGUAGAAAGCUUGUAAGUUUUUCCUAAUGUAUUUGGCUCUGUUAUUGCAAUAAUGUCAAAUUUGGGAACUGGCAGGGACCAUUUCCUUUGUAAUUACCUUUUCAUUUAUGAUUGUUGCAGCUAACCAAUACAACAUGCCAGGCAACUGGAUUGUGGUAGUGUUAUUUUUCUUUUCCCUUUUUUUCCCUGACUAGGUGUUGUUUAAUGCAAGUUUGAUUUUUAGUCAAAUAAACGCUUUGCGGUGUUUUGCAAUUGGUAAAUGCUAUAAUUUAAAUAUAAAUAAAUAAAUAAUAUAUUUUUUCAUACAGGUCCAUGUUGUUAUGGUUUUAAUUCUUUUUAAACAUUUGCAAAAUUGAAAGGAAAACUAGUGAAUGGGGGGCAAUUUUCCUUUUUCUUUUCUUAAAAGACCAUUUCCUUUGAUUGCACAAAAUGCAUAAAAUAUGUUGGACAUUUUGAUUUGUGUUGCACCACCUGUAUAAGCUUUCUUCUUUCUUCCCUUGAAGCAAAUGCAGUGCAACUCCAACCGUUCCAUUUUUCUUUUUCUUCUUAAAAUAGUGCUGACGGGUGAAUUAUUUCAUCAAGCUCGUGGUAAUACUGUUGUAGGUGCUCCUCCUCAGACAGAGUAACGACGAUCUUAUUUGUUUAUUUUAUUUUAGUUUUGUUAAUUUUUUUUUUUUUUUUUUAGGAGGGGCCGGGGGGAGGGGAGGAGGUUGUCAGUUUUUGGUAUGUGAUUUCCUGCUAUUCAAUUGUAGUUUUCCUUUUUCUUUUCCUCAGUUUAUCGAGGAUGGGCAGUGGCUGACUCCCAGAAGUCUUCUUCUAAUUGGUGCACUCUCAGGAUGGGUGGUGAGUUAUUUUGUGUUCAUAGUCUCCGUCCCCCACCCCCUUCGGCUGUAUCAUUGUAACUUAAGACGAAUCUGUCUGGGGUCUGUGAGCUGUUUGUUAUUGAAAAUGUUCUGGGAGGUUGAAGGUAUGUUUCCCCCCACUGUAGAUAUUUAACUGUUGGAGAUCAUGAGUUCGUUGUUGCCCAAAAAAAUAGAAUUGGUACCCACACUGGUGUUCUUAGUGUAUUAACUAUGUAUACCAUUGAACCCAACUCUGACCUCUUACCAAAAUCUUAUGUCAAGGGAGGUUGGAUUUGUGGACUGGUGCUGAGCAGAAUCUCCUUUGCAUUCUUAAUUUAUCUAUCAUCUAUCAUGUUCCAUUCUUUCCUUU
Molecule: messenger RNA, 6822 nt
Organism: Malania oleifera
Lineage: Eukaryota; Viridiplantae; Streptophyta; Magnoliopsida; Santalales; Ximeniaceae
Exons: 3
Coding region: 583-5577 (1664 amino acids)
Cellular component (GO): nucleus
Molecular function (GO): chromatin binding
Source: RefSeq, a predicted model, not a curated record